Molecule: messenger RNA, 9060 nt
Organism: Drosophila busckii
Lineage: Eukaryota; Metazoa; Arthropoda; Insecta; Diptera; Drosophilidae
Exons: 7
Coding region: 1-8943 (2980 amino acids)
Source: RefSeq, a predicted model, not a curated record
AUGAGAGUGACCACAGCAGGAGUAGCUCUGCUACUUCUUGUACUUCAUGCCAAUAAUCCAAGUGAUGCUUGGGGACACAAUUGGCACACGGGUCCCAUUAACUGCUAUACCUGCAGUGGCGCCGAGGAGUGCGGCGAGGGCUCGGGACUGCUGCGCAAAUGCGACGGCAGCGUAGCCCAAAGCUGCAUGGCGGUCUUCGAUACGAAGGGAGCUGUGAUUGAGCGCGGCUGCAGCGAUGCUUUGGCCGAGACUUGUGCUGAAAAGGAUGCGAGUUGCUAUGAGUGCCGCUCGCAUGGCUGCAACAAUUUGAAAACGAACAAGCAGCUAAUUUCCUGUUUGGACUGCGAUGCGCAGGACGAUGGCAACUGCGUGUUUGAUCAUGAGCUCAUCACCGAGCGUCGCCAGUGCCAGGAGCAGUGCAUAACGGCGCUUUAUGCGCGCGAAAGUGAUGCGGAUUCAGCGCUGGAGCUGGUGCGCACUUGUCUGGAUGAUCUGGACUAUGAUGAUCGUGCAGCUUGCGCUGCUGGUGAACUGACAAACUGUGUGGCUUGCAACAAAGCCAAUUGUAAUACGCAUGAGCUUGGCGUGCGCGGCACUUGCAACUUCUGCAGCGAAGGCAAAUGUGAAAAGCCGCAGCCCGUCACUUGCCGUGCCGUGCCCGCCAAUGAGCAACCGGAUCACUGCUUCAUUCAGCUGAACGAAGCUGGCGAGAUCAGCGCCCAGGGCUGCCUCAGCCAAUACAAUGUCAGCGACAUCAAAGUGCUGCAAGGCGAGAAGCGCCUCUGGACUUGCCAGGGCGAGAAUUGCAACGUCGAAUCGGCACUGCCCAAGCCCCAUCCCUGCCUGCUCUGCAGCUCACACACUGCUGAACCUUGCGCUGUAGAUCCCACAAUAGUGGAGACCGCCAGUGUUUGUAAUCAUAAGCUCAUCACUGAUUGCUAUUCGCUCCUGCGCGACGAUGGACACACGGAACGCGGCUGCAUGAGCUCGUUGGAUGCUGAGGAUUAUCUGGAGUGCUUGGACGGCAGCAAUGCUACAAGAUGCACCACCUGUGCCGGAGAUAAUUGCAACAAUAAGCUGCAACCUGCGGAGCGCUUGAGCUGCCACAUUUGCGAGUCCAAUAUGAACGAGAACUGCGAGUCCGGACCAGAGCACAGCACGCUCUGCCCGCUGCAUAUGGCCGGCCAAGGAUGCACGACCAUGAUCGAUGAUGAAGGCCACACGCUGCGUGGCUGCAGCGGCUCCUUGAGCUGCUCGGGCAACGCUUGUUCCCAAUGCGCGGGUAACAAUUGCAAUUCGCAUAAUCUGAAGCGACGUGUCGAUGGCAAUCCCGGUCAAUGGGGACAGAAGCUGCCCAUGAGCUGUCGCAUCUGCAGCGAUGUCGCCAGCUGCGCCGACAGCAGCAAUGUGGACCAGCUCCACUGCUCCACCAAGGGCGAAUACUGCAUGACAGUCUUUGAUGAAGCUGGCAAGCUGGCCACGCUUGGCUGCAGCAACAGCGUAGAGUCCGCCUGGGGCAGCUACUGCGAUGCGCAUCCCGAAAGCUGCCACAACUGCAACUCGAACAACUGCAACACCGAGGACACCAAACCGGCGGACUACAAUUCCUGCAUCUUCUGCGACAGCAACUCAAAUCCCAACUGCGCCAAGAAUCCCACAGCUGUGACCAAUAGACGCCAGUGCAAUGGCCAGUGCAUGUCUGCGCUGCGUCCGAUUGGCAGUGGCUCGUUUGACUUUGUGCGUGGCUGCUUGGACGACAAGGAGCCCGAGGAUCAAAUCAUUUGUGCCGCUGGCUCCGAUGCAAAGUGCGCUGCCUGCAGCGGUGACGACUGCAAUGUUCAUGAUCUUGCCACGGGCUCCUUGAGUUGCUACGUCUGCUCGGACACCGAGGACUGUGAGAUAGCCAAUGUUGCCGUCUGCUCGCGCUUCAGCGAAAACGAUCAGUGCUAUACUUUGUAUGAUGACACUGCCUCCGUUGCUGGCAUGGGCUGUGUUUCCGAUCUGGACGAUGACUUCAUCGAGGCUAAUCUGGAGAACCUUGUCAAGUGCAGCGAUAACAUUUGCAACUCAUUCGAGAACCGUCCCACGCCCAAUGACUGCGCCGUCUGCAGUUCGCUCGAUGACGAAAACUGCGCUGUCGAUCCCUCCAAGAUUAAGGAAUUUGAAAACUGCGAUGUGCUGCCCAACACUGGCUGCAUGACCAGAGUGCAUUCGGAUAACUCGACGCGUCGUGGCUGCUUGAGCAGCUUGUCGAAGACUUUGCUGCGUGCUUGUUUAAAGGGCGAGGGCAACUGUGAAGUGUGCGAGGGAGAUCUGUGCAACAAGGAGAUUUAUCCCGCCGAUCGACGCCGCUGCCAGCGCUGCAACUCGAAGGACGAUCCCACCUGUGGCUCAUCACCGAAUCACGCCAGCGUCUGUCCACGCUACAAUCAGGACCAGGGCUGCAGUGUGAAGUUAGUAAAUGAUGCCACCUAUCGUGGCUGCCAGACUGAGUUCACCUGCGACGAGUCGGAUAAGCAAUAUUGUCGCCAUUGCGCCAAUGGUGAUAACUGCAAUGUGGUCGAUCUGAGCAUCUGGAAUAUUGGCUAUCCGGGCAACUGGGUGCAGCCGCCCAUUAAUUGCUAUCACUGCGAGGGCCUGGCAUGCCGCGGCGAAAGCUCAGGGCUGCUGCAAAAGUGCGCCAACAACAAUAAUCAAAACUGCGCCACAGUCUUUGCCAGCAACGGCUCCGUCGUCAUGCGCGGCUGUACGGAUUUGCUCUACGGGGAUGCGGAGCUGCUGCAAUACUGCGAUGGAGCGCCCAACAACUGCAAGCAGUGCAAAUCCACGGGCUGCAACAAUGCCAAGCAGCUGAGCAGCUAUGUCGACUGUCUGAUCUGCGAGGGCGCCAGCCAAUGGGACUGCGUGGGCAAAGUGGACGCCAUUACCAAACGGGUGAGCUGCCAGGGCAGCUGCUUUACCGGACUCUAUGCACGUAAUCGUUCCGAAACAGACUCGGCUUUCGAAUUGGCACGUGGCUGUCUCGAUGAUCUCGAGUAUGAUGAUCGCCAAGCCUGCACCGAGGGCAGUAAGCAACAUUGCGUUGCAUGCAACGGCGCUGCCUGCAACAAGGCCGCCGUGCCUGAAAAGCGCCUCAGCUGCAACUACUGCGACGAUGAGAAGUGCGACAAGAUUAGCCCCAAAACUUGCAGCGCCUAUCGUGAGAACGAUGAGUGCUACAUCCAUGUCGGCGAUCUUCGCAUUGAGAGCAUGGGCUGCGCCAGUGAUUUGUCCCGCAGCUUUAUGCAAACCAACUAUCGCGACUUGAGUCUGUGCAGUGGCGACAAUUGCAAUACCAAGGCCGUUAUCAAAGAGCCUGUCAUCUGCCACAUUUGCAACUCCACCUGGGACUCAGGCUGUGUCUCUGGCAAUUCUAUCUUAACAGUCGAGUGUCAGCAUUACUUGACCCCAGAGUGCUACACGAAAAUCACUGAUGACGGCAUUAUAAAGCGUGGCUGCGUGAUGGACAUCAAGGAUGACUAUUAUGAUGAUUGCAUCAGCGGUAGCAGCAGCUCCUGCCAGGUCUGCAACACUCAAAGGUGCAACUCUGAGCUUUAUCCAGCUGAUUGGCAGCGCUGCAUACGCUGCGACUCGAAGAAGGACAAGGACUGCGAGAAGAACCCCACAGAGCUGGCCAGCUACUGUCCCGUGUACCAUGAGACGGACGGCUGCUUGACAAGCUUCGAAAAGGGACGCACGCGUCGUGGCUGCCAAUCGGAGCUCUACUGCGAUGAGGACCAAACUGGCAACUGCCGCAAGUGCGAUAGCGAGAACUGCAAUACAGUUGACUUGUCCGCUGGUUAUGCCGGCGAGCCAGGCAACUGGCAGGAUCUGCCGCUUACCUGUCUCGUUUGCGACGAUGCCAAAAGCUGCGUCAAGCCAACAACCAGCAGCAGCUGCAGCGGCAACAUCAAACAAAACUGCGCAACAGUAUUCGAUGCAGAGGGCCAGGUAAUCCAGCGCGGCUGCAGCGAUGAGGUGCUAGCGAAGCAGCAAAGCUACUGCGAGGCGAACCAAGCAAAGUGCCCACAGUGCAAGUCGAACAAGUGCAACGAUGCGGAGAGUCUGGCGAACUAUGUGGAGUGUUAUCAAUGCGAUGCUGAUUUGGAUCCAAGCUGCGCUUUUGAGCUGCCAAGCAAGACGCGUCAGUGCCAAGGUGGCUGCAUAUCCGCCAUGUAUCCACGCAGCUCCGCUGCCGACUCGGCGCUGCUGCCUACACGCGGCUGCUUCGACGAUCUGGAGCUGAGCGAUCGCGAGCUAUGCGCUGCCGGCAAGCUGGCGCACUGCACCCAAUGCUCGAAGGAUCUUUGCAAUAGUGAGCCGGUGAUUAAAGAGCCGCAGUCCUGCUACACUUGCUCAAGUGCCGACUGCAUGGAUAUGGAGGCAACCAAGUGCGUUGCCUAUAAGGAGCAGCAUCAAUGUUAUUUGGCGUUUGAUCAGCUGGAUGUGGUUGCCAUGGGCUGCGCCAGCGACAUGGAAACGCAAGUGAUCAACGAGCUGGUGGCGCAGCAGCGUCUGCUCAUCUGCGAUGGACAAAACUGCAACAACCCCAACAUUAUACCCGAGCCCAACAAUUGCCUGCAAUGCAGCAGCAGCAACGAAACGCGCUGCGCCACCAAUCCCAACCAGCUGCUGGAAAUGAACGACAUUUGCUCGCAGCUGCCUUACACGCAAUGCGUUACGCAUGUAAAUCCAGUGAAUGGUGUCACCACCAGAGGUUGCCUUGCCAGUUUGCCUGCUGAGCAGUUCUACGACUGCUUGACGGGCAAGGAUUCACUUUGUGAAAUUUGCACUGGCAGCAACUGCAAUGGACUGAGCGUUUUUCCUGCCAAUCGUCGUCGCUGCCAUCAGUGCGACUCUGCCAGCAAUGGCGACUGCGCAGCCGCGCCCAACAGCGCUGCAGUCUGCGCUGUUUAUGAUGAGCAGCAGCAAUGCUUGACCAGCUUGCGUGAUGAGCUCACCGAGCGCGGCUGCAGCUCCAGCUUGAGCUGCUUGGAUGCCAGCGAUGCCAGCACUUGUCGCCAUUGCGAUGGCGAUAACUGCAACACUGUUGAUCUGGAGCGGCUGCAUGUGCAUGGCAAGCCAGGCACUUGGCAAGAGGUGCCCAUUAGCUGCCUCAGCUGUGCGGAUGAAAAGUCCUGCGCUAAGGGCGGCGGCAGCGCCGUCAGCUGCACUGGCAGCGACAAUUGUAUUACUGUCUUCUCCGCCAGCGGCGUUGUUACUCAACGUGGCUGCAGCGCCGCCGUCAGCUCGUGCGAAGCAAACCCAGAGCUCUGCCCACGCUGCAACUCCAAUGGCUGCAACAGCGCCGACAGCUUGGAUGACUAUGUCGAGUGUUUGGUCUGCGAUUCCAGCAAACAGUCCGACUGCGUUAGCAAGCCCGCAGCCUUAACCAGAACGCGUCUCUGCCAUAAGCGCUGCAUGUCCGCCUUCCGUCCACUCUACGCCGAAGACAACGAGCCCACCUAUGCGCUCAUGCGCAAUUGCUACGAUGACAUGGAAGCUGCUGAUCGCGAAUCCUGCGUCAAUAGCGCCAAACCUUACUGCGCUACCUGCGACAAGAACAAAUGCAACACUGAGGAUUUGGUUCCCAGUCGUCUAAGCUGUCUAAGCUGCCAAGGUGUUGGCUGCGUUGAGGCAAAGCCCGCCACUUGCGCCAACUAUCGCGCCGACGAUCAGUGCUUUAUACAGUUGGAUGAGCAGCAGAGCGUUGUCGCCCAGGGUUGCCUUAGCGAGUUCAGUCAUGCGGACAUUUAUUUGCUGCGCAAGGAGAAACGUUUGCUUAGCUGCGAGACCAAGGACUGCAAUACGCUGGCGCUGCUGCCAGCGUCGCAAACUUGCGCGCUCUGCAGCUCACGCACCGAUGCCAAAUGCGCUGUUAAUCCUAGCGGCAUCACUAGCGAAACUCAAUGCCAGCAUCAAGGCUUUAGCCAAUGCUAUACGCGUGUGCUGGAUGACGGCGCCACCGAGCGUGGAUGCUUGUCUAGUCUGGAGCAGGAUGAGUUCCUUGGCUGCUACAAUGGCACCGCCAAGAGCUGCGACAGCUGUUCGGGCGAUCGUUGCAACAUGAAAAAGUAUCCAGAGCAACGCACUUCGUGCCACAUUUGCAACUCCGCCAGCGAUAUUAGCUGCGAAGCCACACCCAACAGUCUAGCCAUUUGUCCAGUCUAUGCUGAGCAGGAAUCCUGCGUCACUAAUUUGCGCGGCGGCGUCACUUACAGAGGCUGCGGCAGCAGCUUGAGCUGUGAGCCCAAUGCCAAGAACUGCGUCUACUGCACUGGCGAGGGCUGCAAUGUUGCUGAUCUUUCCCAGCAUGACGAUGACAACUACGGCAAAUGGCAGGAUCUGCCUUUGAGCUGCCUCAGCUGCGAUGGCGCCGACUGCCAGAAAACCGAACUCAGCAGCGCACGCUGCACGGACAACAAUGAACAGGACUGCGUCACUGUCUUCGAUGAUAAGGGCGCUGUUGUGCAUCGUGGCUGCGAGGAUGUUGUUGCCGCACAUGCUCAGCUCGGCGGCUAUUGUGCCAGCAAUGCUGCCAGUUGUCCACACUGCAAGUCCAACAACUGCAACAAUGCCACAAAGACAACGGACUACAACAGCUGCAUCUAUUGCGAUUCGUAUAAGAGCAGCGCCUGUCUCGAUGCUGAGAGCAGCAGCGCUGGACUGAGGCGUCGUCAGUGCCAGGGAUCGUGCAUGAGUGCCCUCUAUGGCAGCAGCGAGUUGGGAUUGGAUGUUAUACGCACCUGUCUGGACGAUAAGGAGCCAGCUGAUCAGCUCAAGUGCAAGGACGGCAAGGAUGCCAACUGCUUCGCCUGCAGCGGCGCCGACUGCAAUGUUCACAGUCUGCCCACGGAUCGUCUUAGCUGCUUUGUCUGCGAGGGCGAUGCCUGUGAGCUGCCCACGACUAGCAGCUGCCCCAUCUAUAAGCCCAACGACCGCUGCUUCAUGUGGUUGGAUGAGCAAAACAAUAUCCAACAGCUUGGCUGUCUGAGCUCUUUCCGCAAUCAGGAUCUGGAAAGUGUCAUUAAGACCAAACGUAUUGCCGUCUGCGAGGGCGCCAACUGCAAUUCCCCCAUGCAGCUGCCCACGCCCGUCAAGUGCGCCGUCUGCGAUUCGCGUGUGGAUCCCAACUGCGCCACUAGCCCCGUUGCUAUCGGUAACAUUACCACCUGCGACCAAAUGCCGCAUACCAACUGCGUCACCAAAUUGCAAAGCGAUGGUUCCACUACACGCGGCUGCCUGUAUGAUCUGGACCAGGAUGAGUUCGCUGCUUGUUUAUUGGGCAUGGACGAAAACUGUGAGGUGUGCGGUGAGGAUGGUUGCAAUCGAGAGAUUUAUCCCGCUGAUCGCAUGCAGUGCUAUAGCUGCAGCUCAUUGGACGACAGCAAAUGCGAGUCGGACCCGAGUCGAAAGAGCGUUUGUGCUUGGGUUAGCGAAUGGGAGACCUGCCAAACCCAAUUGGUGAUCAGUGCGAAUGGCAAUGAGACGAGACGUGGCUGCAGCAGCGUCUUGAGCUGCGAUAAGGGAGACUAUAAAAACUGCCGCCAUUGCGUGGGCACCGGUUGCAACUCAAUUGAUUUGGCCAAUCGUGUGGACGAUGGUCAGCAUGGAUUCUUCCAGCCGCUGCCACUGAAGUGUCACACCUGCGAGGGCGAACACUGCCACAGCAGCUUGGGCCCCGCCAUGGAGUGCACUUUGAAUUCGCAGCAGGACUGUAAGACGGUGUUCGAGCUGGAUGGCAAGACGGUGCGUCGACGCGGCUGCGCUGAUGACGUGGACGACUAUGAGGAUCGCUAUUGUCGUCAGAAUCCGAAACUGUGCUUCAACUGCAAGUCGAACGAGUGCAACGAUGCCUGGGAUAGCACAGAAUACAACACUUGCACUUAUUGCAACUCCGACUCAGAUGCCAAGUGCGUUACUUCCCCGGUUAGCAAAGAUAUAGCCGAGCGUCAGUGCCAGGGCAAGUGUUUGGUAGCCGUGGUCAACAAGAAGUUGGUGCGUAGUUGCUUGGACGACAAGGAGAUCUUCGAUCGCAGCGACUGCAGCAGCGAUGCAAGCGGCAAGAACUGCGCCGUCUGCGAUUCGGAGCACUGCAACAUAUUCGAUUAUCCAGCGGAUCGCUUGAGCUGCCACGUCUGCCGCGAUAGCGAGUGUAGCUCGAGCCACGCUGAGGUUUGUCUCAACUAUGAUGAAAAGGACUUUUGCUUUGCCAAGUACACAGCGGGUGCGGUGCAGCUGAUGGGCUGUGCCAGCUCCCAAAAGGACAGCGAUCUGGCUGAGUGGCGCAAGUCGAAUUUGUUGCACGAAUGCAGCGGCAAGGACUGCAACGAUAUGAAUCGUCUGCCCAAGUCCGAAGUCUGUGUGAGCUGCGACUCCAGCAAGAAUCCCGCCUGCGCACAGAAUCCCGCUGCAGUUACGGAUACGGUGAAUUGUAAUGCGCCACAAUCGGGCGAUUGUCUCACUCGCGUGGACGCCAGCGGAAAUACAUUGCGUGGCUGUCGCAGCAGCCUGGAGGCCGACGACUGCGUUGCCAAAGGCACCUGCGCUGCCUGUGCCGGCCGCCAGUGCAACGUUGAGAUCUUCCCCGCCAAUCGUCGCAAGUGCCAGAUCUGUGAUGGAGCCACCGAAGGCUGGUGUGCCAACCAGCCCAACAAUCUGGCCGUCUGUCCCGUCUAUGCCGCCGAUGACAGCUGCGUCAGCAUGCUGGAUCUUGAUAACAAACACAAGCGUGGCUGCCACUCCCAGUUGAAGUGCAUCAACGAGGAUGAACGCUAUUGCCAGGUCUGUACGACGGAUGGAUGCAACACCCUCUGGCUGAAGGGCGGUGCCGCUGCCCUUGGCGGCAUUGGCCUAACGUUGACACUCCUUGCGUCUCUGCUGGCCAGCAUCUGGCGCCAGUGAGCUCUGCACUUUGCCAUAGCCGUAGCUACUAGUUAAAUAGUUGUACAUAGAGAAUAACUGCUAUACGAAAUACGAGUACUUAAAAAUAAAUAACAAAAGCGAUUAUAUAUAUUUAAC